Messenger RNA from Pogona vitticeps (central bearded dragon), 2393 nucleotides. It is a transcript of the gene CX3CL1, whose product is annotated as C-X3-C motif chemokine ligand 1. The record is from RefSeq and is a predicted model, not a curated record. NCBI's taxonomy places the organism in Eukaryota, Metazoa, Chordata, Lepidosauria, Squamata, Agamidae. Gene Ontology annotation, molecular function: CCR chemokine receptor binding; chemokine activity. Gene Ontology annotation, cellular component: extracellular region. Gene Ontology annotation, biological process: antimicrobial humoral immune response mediated by antimicrobial peptide; positive regulation of GTPase activity; inflammatory response.
GCUGGGAAGCCAGGCUGGCCGCCGGCGCGGGUGGGGUGGGGGCAGCGGCGAGAGCCCGGGCGGGGAGGCCCCCCCUCCAGGUGCCAUCCUCCCGGCUGGCAGGAUCAUGCUGGGCAUCGGGGCCGUGGCGAUCGCCUGGAUCUGGCCCGUCCUGACGGUGGCAGCACAGCCUCAAGCGACAAAGACCUGCCUCAUGGAAUGCACCCCCAGUUCAUUCGUAAGCCAACAAAUUCCUCAAGAGCUCCUGAAAAGCUAUGAGAACAACGUAUGCGGAGGGAAGAUCUCUGUUAUCCUCAUAACGCGCAAGAACAGAAGUUUCUGCGCCGAUCCAAGUGCUGACUGGGUGAAGAAGGCUAUGAGGAAGCUGGACAGCAACAAGACAAUGCCAAAAGCCACACCUGUUUCCGAGAAACGGCAGGGGGCUGCCAUCACCACAACUACCAAGGCUGCGGGCCGACCUCAUCCCACGGGCACAGAAGCCUCUGUGGGGCACUCCAGCUCAGCCGGGCCAACGACCCCAAAUCCAUCUACGCAACCCACCUCUGGACGGGUUGACACUGGCGCUACCGUUCAGCCGGAGGCCACAGCAAAUGGGGACGCCAAUCGUCCUGUCCCUUCGAGGCCAGGGGGAUUUCGGGAGGACAAAACUCCUCCUCAAGUGACAUCGCAAGCAGUUCAUGCAACAGGUAAAGUCCAUGGCAGAUUUGGUUCUGAGCUGCCCACGGGGGCGCCACGUGACACAGACCCUACAGAGGAAGAGGUGAACCCUUCCGUGACCUCGUUGUGGCACCCCGUUGUCUCCACGACAGAGAAUGCCAUUUCAAGUGACUCUGGAGUAGACCCCAGAUCCCAGACCAUACCUGAUCUCACCACUGUGGCCCAGGGGAAGGAUUUCACUGUUCAGCUCGGCACCCGCCCGGAUGAUGAUGGAAAGAGGAGCACCACCGUGAGUGCAAAAGACAGAAACAGUGCAUUGCAUGACCCGACUGUUGUCGAUACAACCAGAGAAGAGGAAAGUGGAAAGGCCCCGUUCUCCUCUUCCGGCAUGCUGGCCAAGUACCAAACGCACCUCAUCUCCUUGGUGGGGGGCACUGUUCUCCUCUUCCUCUUUGCUGGCAUCGCCCGGGUGUAUUUUAGGACCCACAUCUGUGCUGGAUUACCCUCCAGGCAAAUGGCCCAAGGCUUAGUGUACAGUCCAGUGGACUCUUACGCAGACAACUACUCCAUGCAGAAUCUUUGACUCCUUUGUGCCUUUGACUCAGAUUUUGCUACCUGUGGUGGUGCUGGUGGGGUCACCAGGCUUAGACUGGAAGACAGAUGGUGGCCCACACCUCCCUCUUCGCUCUACCAUCAGAAGAUGUCUUAGGCAGGUGGUACGUGGUGGUCACUUGGCAUACAAUGAGAUGCCUUACUGUGCCGGGUUAUCGGCUAAGGCCGUGGUCUUCAGAGUGGGAGGCAGGCCUCCGUAAACUCUCCCAGGGGGAUAUAGAAGAACUCAACUCAGCCUUGAGUCAUCCAAGCUGUGCCAUUGUGUGUCUGUGUGUGUGUUUGAGAGAGAGAGAGAGAUGGACAAAAGGGUGGUUAUAAACAGAAAGAGAUCAGUCCAGAAGUAAGUGUUGGGUCACAACACUCCAGGUGUGAUCACCCAAGAAAAUAGAUCAUAUUUUGGGCCACUUGUUGAAUGGCUUGGUGGAAUCUGUUACCAAGCAAUCAAACACCCCACACACGGAGAACUGCCCUCCGGCGUGAUUUCUCAUCUCCUGGUUUAAUUGGACGCGUGUGUUUCGUGCCACCGGAUGGCACCCUGGGGACUAACAGAAAAGGUGGCAGCUGUAAAGCUGGCCCAAAGUAUUUUCCCGCCUGAGACAAAGGGACAACAGAUCCCAUGGUCCACCGCCACCCCAUCCAUCUAUAGAAGCAAGCUGGAGGGAAGGUUCAAUGACCUGUCCAGACCUGUGACACAAAAGCAUUUUCCAUGACGCUGUGAAGCGGAAAGUUCAUUCUUUUACCUUUCGUGGCAUGAGGGGACAGUUCCUUGCCAUCCGUCAGAUUCCUGCUCUGUCUUGCUAUUCUAGCAAGGUUUGUAUGAUAGGAAGCAGCUUGCAUCUUGAAAUAACGGGAUGGUGGGAGAUGCAAAUGUGUGAGGCAGAUGUUUUUGACAAGUAUUUAUUUGCCUUUGUGAAUUAGUACGUCUGAGCCAGGAGGUGAAAGCUCUGUCUUACACUGAAAUUUGCACCCAGAAAUGGGUGAGGAAAAAAACAAACAAACAAACAAACCCCACCCUUUAUUUUCUAAGCUCUGAAUGCACUUUUAUAUCUGCACCUUAUACAUGUGUCUGGUUUAAAUGUGGCUUGCUCGGUGUUUUUAAACAUUAUGUUUUUAUUUUUUCAAUA